This is a messenger RNA of Osmerus eperlanus (European smelt), 4293 nucleotides long. RefSeq names its product CD164 molecule, sialomucin (gene cd164). The coding region runs from base 197 to 781 and encodes 194 amino acids. Gene Ontology annotation, cellular component: cytoplasmic vesicle. The transcript has 6 exons. The record is from RefSeq and is a predicted model, not a curated record. NCBI's taxonomy places the organism in Eukaryota, Metazoa, Chordata, Actinopteri, Osmeriformes, Osmeridae.
AUCACGACACUCCUCCCAAUCUUCUCUCCGCAAGCAGUAAAAACUGCCACAUGACCUGUCUAGUGGAAGGAAGUAGCAAUUUUGCUAGCAGCAGUAACAGCGCGAGAAUCCCCGUAAACAACAGAAAAUAGUCACUCGCCCUCCCGCGAUCCAAUUCUAUCCCGGUUGAACAAUAAGGGAAUAUAGAUCAAACAACAUGUAUUUCAAACUUUUCUUCGUGUCACUAGUUAUGGUUGGUGCAACAACAGCUGCCGACGCAGACCAAUGUCUUGACUUGGACUGCCAGGCCUGUGGAAACCUGGCUGGGUGUCAGUGGAUGAAUUGCACAUUCAAAGAUACUCCCGGUGUCAGCAAUGUUUCCUGUGUGAAUGCGACCAGCAACCCGGAGAUGUGCUUAAACUCCACCUGUGCAGUCCCUGAACCUACCCUUGCCCCGACCGCCCUCGCAACCAGCCCCCCUGCUACUAUUGCUCCUAGCCCCACCCCGGCCGGCAACAGCACUAACAGCAGCACCGUGGCUCCCACCACAGCUGCUGCCAACAUCUCCACGGCAGCUCCGACCACCGCCCCAAACGCCACCGUCCCCAUCCCCAUCUCCACGGCCCUACCCUCCAAUGUCACAGCAGCACCAGUGACCCCCACUUCUGGCCCACAUAAGGACUCGACGUUCGACGCGGCGAGCUUCAUCGGGGGGAUCGUCCUGGUCCUGGGCCUCCAGGCUGUCAUUUUCUUCAUCUACAAGUUCUGCAAGUCUAAGGACCGCAACUACCACACCCUGUGAAGCAGCGCACCUGACCCCCCUCGACUAGCCCCCCCAUGUGCCAUCUAGAGCCUCCUAAUAAACCCCCUACACCCACCCAGCAUGCAUCUCUCCCCAACCCCAAACAAACAGUGUUUCCAAGUCAUCUGUCUUUAAACCCUCACCACUAUUGCCAUUGUGGCAUUGAGCUACCUGUAUUAGUUUGUGCUUGAGGCCUGCUACCUUCCUCUACUUUUCUAUCCUGAUAGGCACUCACACGCACCUGGGUUAUGGAUUACAUACUGGUCACAAAAACCACAACAGUGGCAUAUUCAAGUACAGAUGACAUCAUGUUGCCCCCCCCCCCGUGCUGUCUUCCCUCCUCCUACCCCAUCAUGUGGUUAGUCAUACUGUCAAACUCUCUUUACUUUGUGCUGACUGGAGGAAAACAGCUUAAUUUACAGCUAUACCCCCCUCCCUCCUGUACCCCAUAGCUUCAUUUAUUUGAAUGUUUCACCCGCCUGUCACUUACAGAAACAUUUCAGUUGGCUAUAAAAUCAAGCCAACCUUUCUGUUGGGUGCAUAAUGUUGCCACAGCGUUCAGAGUGCCAACCAAACGUCCAUGCAAUUUUUCUGAUAAUGUCUUGGAAACACUGUUUGUGUGAGUCACUGUCGCCACCCCUGUCCUCAACUACUGUGUGUUUCUCACAGGCGACUGUGGAUGGUGGAGCAUGGCUUCUAUUCUGGUUGAAGUCUAUAAACAGAUUGUGUUAGACUCUCCAUUGGGCACACCGUUGUACAUUUGACUCAGUUGACUUGCCAGGGAUCGCAAUGGCCCUUGACCUGCACGCGACAACAGCACAUGCCAACUGUCAAAUGAGUAGCUCAAAGCAAUAAACCAUGUUGACACCCAACACCCCCAAACCCCCCCCCCCCCUUGUCUCAUCGACAGGAAGUAGGUCACCACAGCAUCAGCCAAGUUCAGGCAUGAUCGAUGGGUUCGCGGGGUCAAGAUGAAAGAGAAGUCUAAAUGAUUAAGUUUAAAAGUAUAAUUCUACAUGUGUCACUAAGAGAAAGAGGAGAGAGAUCAGAACAGUGUGGACAAUGAUAGCAGCAAAGUGCCUUUAAUGUGAAGUAAAAGUGACCGUGAUAGGAUAGGAUGAAGAUGAUGCUCCGCCUCCUCCUGGCUGAGGCCGUUGUCAUUGGUGGAUGCAGAUGUACACGGUGACGGUAUCGCAGUGCUGAUAUUGGUAUUGGAGCUCAGAGAGAAACCCUAGUUACCCAGCUGGACUGAAUAGCCUUUUAUUACUGAAGAGUUGAAGAUACAGUAGUCUUUUAUUGAAUGAAGACUUGGUCUUGAUGAAUGGAAACUGAUUUAUAAGUUAGGCCCACCGCCCCUUUGGAGAGAAUGAAAGAUAGUGUUUCAUGGCCCCCAGAGAAGUAGUGUGAGUUUCAUUGUGUGGUUUUACAUCGGAUUGACCCACCCCGUUUCAGACUUGGAGAGCUGCUCUUAAAUUAUUGUGUCUGGAUUCACUAUUUUCUUCCCCUUUUUGUGUUAUUUCCCCAUGGGCAGUAGCCUCCUUGCGAGUUUUUCAGUCUCUCAGGCUGACUGGAUUGCAACAACAAAACAAUGGUUAUCUGUCAGAACAUCAACAUGGUUUGGCUUACAAGUCGAGUGUUUUGAUUAGCUUGCUGCUAACAGUGAGAUGUUGUCCCCUACCCACCUCAUCGUCCAUAGAACUGCCCUGUUCUGGCCUUCUGUUACCUCGAAGAUCCAAUUGUGUUGAAGUUGAAUGGUAUUGAAGUUGAAGAGUUCCAGGUUGCUUUGAAUUUCUUGUUAGUAUUGGUUUGUGGUGGCUUGCCAGGGAUGAGACUUCUUCCUUUUCUUUGUUCUGACUUCUUUUUUUCCCUUCUUUUCUCUAAUAUUGCAUGUCAGAUGCGUGAAAUUCUAGCGGAUUAUUUAGUUUUCUGUUGGUGCAUGUUCUUUCUCUUGGCUGAAGACGUGAAAGAACCACUUGAUUUACUUCUCUAUUAGCCAGUAUGCUACAGCAGAACAUGUCUCCGUAAUGUGGUUUGAAGCCAAAGUCAGCAGUCCUGGUCUGAAACAUGGUGCAUUGCACUGACUAAGCUGUUGUAUUGUACUAUUCUUUGCCUUGUCUUAUUGUUUUAAUAUUGCUGCCAAAAUUCUAGUCAAUUACACAAAUGCUUGUCACGUAAUUUUGUGAAAUAUUUGCCAAAUGAUGGAAGGAUAAAAACUAAAAACGAAUGACCUUGAUAUUUUUGUUCUGUGUUAUGAUAACUAUGAACGCGCUCAAGUGCAAGUCAUCCAGUAAGUGCAUGUCUUCUUUGGCCUUCGUCAGGCUCAGACUCUGGAUCACCAUCAUCACGCCUAUUUAAGAUCCACCUCCAGUCACCUGAUGUUGUUAGGCUACGUGCCAAAGAACACCCCCUCACCGCCACCGGAAAGUUUAAGAACCAGUUUAUAUUUGUCUCAGAGCCAUCUGCUUCUAUUCUCAAACGAUAAACAUCGUCUCCUCCUUUCAAAGGGAAGGAAUAGGUUAAACGCAUCAGCGGUGGAUAACUGCUUUGGGCUCUCCCUCCUUUCCACCCCAACUUUUAACCAAUUAACUGCUGCAUUCCUCCGGCCCCGGCGGUAAGAUGUGGAUAGCAUUAUCUGCGUUGCCAUCCCAAAACAACCCCAGUGUCCAUAGCAACAGGUACAAUUACUCCUUUUUUCCCCACUCUUACAGAGAGUUAAGCCACAACCCCUCCUUGCACCUCUUGAAGAAAAGUGCCUUACUCAGUUGAACAUGUAUACGAAGGGUUUUUAUUUGUUGACUGGUGUUAUCACAUCCACUAAAUAUCAAAGGGAUUUGGCACUUUCUGAACCCCUUGUUGAGAGUGAAGUCGGUAGAUGUUUUCUGUAACUGAAAGCUGCUUUGAAUGUCUUUCUUUUAUUCUUGCAACCACCAUUUCAGUAUCCCACACUACAUUUUGGGGGAAUGACCUAACAAGAGCCACAGAAGUAUAGGGUUGCUACCUAACUGGUCACACACUGGCAACAAACGUUUCAUGAUGACUCGACCUGCAUUCCUACCCAGAGUGGAUUCUACAUCCUAGCCUGGAACGUAGCGGUCUCUAAACACUUGGUGCCAGCAAGAUCCACCUGUCAACAUCUGGUGUUUUCUUGACUGUAGAUGCAUCUUUACGGCUCUGUCAUUAGUCCCUUACCUGUGAAACUGACGGUGUCUAAAAAGCCUUUUAAAUUCCCUUGCCUUGCUCUCUCACCAUGUGCACAUAUACAGUACAGUCAUGACAUGUCCUGUCUGAUAAAAGCCCAUUACUCGUCUGAUUGCUAUCAUUUCCUAGCCUUGUUUUGGACACAGACACAGGUUAUGUAGAUAUGCCGAUGCCACAGAUCUCACUAUGCUAAUGUUUUAUGCUUGUUUUAUGUGGCCCUUUUCUCUGGAAUUUUGUUGAUGUUUUUUUUGUUUUUUUUUCUAGUUUUGCAAUUAGUUUGAAGAUGUUAAAACAAUAAAGUUGUAAUAAUGUUA